Molecule: messenger RNA, 1374 nt
Organism: Penicillium brasilianum
Lineage: Eukaryota; Fungi; Ascomycota; Eurotiomycetes; Eurotiales; Aspergillaceae
Source: the annotation of a GenBank genome assembly
UCACGGGUUAGACCCGCUUCUUACUAUGUGGCCCUACCACAUAGCCUUCCCCGCACGUUCCGUUCUGCCACCGCCCUAUAUACUUACUUCUAUUGUUACUCCGCUUGAUCCACUCCUUCUCUUCUCCAAGCUUUUUGUAAACAGCAUAUUGGCCUAGUUAGAUUGAAUUUAAGUCUUACUUCAGCCCUUCACAUACAAAAAGCUUCCUUCUCGUGAUCGAGUCGUACCAGAUCCAGUCAGCCAGCCAGAUUUUCUUUUCCUCCUAGCCAGACCCCCGAUUCCCCGCCGAAAUGGACCAGAACCAGCCCCUUUUCGCUUUAAUCCAGCAACUCCAGCAACAACUCGUCGACCAGCAACGCCAGCUAGAAGCCCUUACGCCUACUCGACCCCAGUUCAGAUUACCAGAUCCGCCUAGAUUCGACGGCCGACCAUUUAGUCUAAAGACGUGGCUUCCAGCUAUUCAAGCAAAGCUACGGUCGGACGGCUUAGUCGGUCAACCAGCAUUUGACUACGUUUACGAUCGCCUCGAGCCAUCCCAGCAAGCCUCAGUCUUACAUCUUCGCGAAACCAACCCAACACCCGAAGCAGUCUUCCAGUACUUCGAACGUCUUUGUUAUAACCCUCGUGAGAAACAAGAUGCAGUGCUACGAUUCGCCAAUAUCCGCCAGAAAGACGACGAAAGCCUAGUCGCCUACCUCGCCCGAUUCGAACGUCUAUCGCAUGAAGCUAAGGUCCAUCAGCAAGAUCUCCUUCGUACGAUUACCCUACACCGUGGCCUACGGCCCACGUUACGCCAGAUCCUCGAGCAAUCUUAUGAUACUCUAUUCGAUCUCGAAUACGAUGAUUAUAUUGAACUACUCCAGCGCCACGAUCGCCGCCAGCAGCGCCCGAUUAUCUAGAACCAGCAACGCCAGAACCAGAUUAGCCAGAACCAGAUUAGCCAGAACCAGACCCGCCAGACCCAGUCUCGCCAAAGCCAGCUAGACCUAAUGGACCUUGACCCGAUUCGCGUACGAACAGCCAGAAUCAAGCCAGCUAUACCUACUAGUUCAGCCCUAGGGCCCCCGAAGGAUCCUGCAAAAUACCUUAAGGACAAGAUCGACACAGCUACACUCUAUACCGAUGAAGAUCGCGAAUACCGUCGUGCUCGACGAAGCCUACUUAGCCAGUGCUACUGCUGUGGCUCCUCAAAUCAUUGGAUUUCCGAUUGCCCUGUUUCCCGCUCCCGUUCUUCCAGCGCGUCUAGUAGACGGCCUACGCCGCAUGACGCUUAUCCCUCCGACGACGACCCCUAGGAGGGGGUAAUAUCACGGGUUAGACCCGCUUCUUACUAUGUGGCCCUACCACAUAGCCUUCCCCGCACGUUCCGUUCUG